Hydatigera taeniaeformis is the source of this 591-nucleotide messenger RNA. The record is from the annotation of a GenBank genome assembly. NCBI's taxonomy places the organism in Eukaryota, Metazoa, Platyhelminthes, Cestoda, Cyclophyllidea, Taeniidae.
AUGAAUAUUGACUCUGCAACUUUGCGUCAAGUUUUUGAUGCCUUGGACAACACCAAUAGGGGUUUUAUCACAGUUGAACAGUUUACUAGUGCACUUGAAAAGUUUUAUACAUCAAUAGCCAAGGAAAGUACCAAUGUUGAACACCAAUCCAAGCUAGCUCGAAUGCAAUCAAUGGAUGUGGAUAAUAUUGUAAAUGCAUUGGAUCCCGAAAAGGAUGGAAUAAUAUCUUAUGAGGACUUUGAAUCGGCGUUUCAGAAUUUUUUCAAUUGUCGAAAUCGAGAAGAGUUAAAAGGUAAAACUAUGACACUGAAUCUUCAUGGACGGCGAGUAUCUAUUACACCUGACGACUUUGUAAUGCAACAGUCUGAAAUCGAUCCAGAUCUAAAGACAGAAGACAGUGGUUUUCUAGAACCUAACGUUGGUGAUUUGACGCCGUCUCGACCAUCCACACUUCUCACCAGAACUUCCAUUCCUUCGUAUAAUGAAAAUGCUGGAUCACCCUUUAGUGGGUCGCGGUCCGAUCUGAUGCUUGAUGACGUCGACAGCAACUUGGAACAGCUUAAAGUGAGUGUGUUCACAAGUUUCAAAUGA